ACUGAACUUACAUAACAACUCACCAAAUCACUUUCAACUUGAUUUCCUUUUCUUCUUUACUACCGAUCUCGACUUUACCAUUUACCAUUCAUCAUCAUCAUCAUGUCUCAACUUCCUUCUCCUCGUCCUCCAAUCCAUCGACCUCCUUCAGUCAGAAUAUUAAGACGUUCACCUUCAAACACAGCAACACAUGGAUCUGUCAUUGAUGAUCCUAACUCGAGACUUCCUGUCAAUCAAUCCAUCUCAUUCAAUCCAAAGACAAAAGAUCCCACCAUCAAGACUCCAAACCUCAUUCCAUCACCAAGUCCACUUCUUGAAAACUCAGGUCGAACCACCCCUCCUACUGGCUCUCGAACGUUUUCAAGUUCACCUACUCAACUAACUCGUUCACCAGCUGGAAGUUUAAUCAGUCGAGCUAUCUUUGGUAGAAGUCCUAAACAUUCUCAUCAUCGAAACAGGACUCGAGCAUCUACGGUGAACAGCCGAAAUUCAGCUUACAUGCCUUCAAAUCCGGCUUCACCAUCUGGAAGAGAUUCAAGAUCAAAACAUCAUCUACAGCCUAGUCUCACUUCUUCUACAAGAGCGUUUUCUCCAAGUGGUAGUAGUAGGAUCAGGUCAAGAACUAUGGAUGACGCCAAUGUUUUAGAGGACGAUGAGAAUGAGACCAGCCAGACGGAUGCGAAUCGACAUCACCCAUCAGCUCACGAAAACUUAUCCGAUCCUAUAAGUUUUUCAACAAUCAGUCGAAUGAAUCCAUCAACUCGUAGUACUCAGCAUGAAGGACAACCUCGAGAGAUAGAAGGACUUCCAGAAGAAGAGGAAAGUGAAGGAGAAGCUGAAUCAGUUGCAGGCGAUAAUGAUGAAAUCGACUUACUCGAAGUCGUCGAUCCUGCAGUUCAUACAGCCUCUACUUUGGCACAUAUUCAAAACAGUAUCUUCCUCUCAAGUCUAUUCAAUCCAUUCAACUCACCUGUAAUAGAAAUUGCUCAUGACCAAUGUCUUGGAGGAGCCAGCAUGUCACGUAGAUCAAGUGUAAGAGCUAAAUCACCCAAACUUGAACCAGUAACCGAGAGAAGAUCUAAGAUUAGAAGAGGUUCAAUCUUAUUAAGACCAUCACCUACUCUAGAUGAAGAAUCGGGUAGAACUCCACAAGAAGAAAAAAAUCCAGUUGAUGAUCAUAUUAUUGAGAUUGUGGAACAAAACCCAAGAAAACGGUCUUGGAUCGCUUUGAAAAGAAUGGCUAGUGGAGCUUGGGCUUUUUUGAAAACUCCACUUGGAAUCGUGUUUGGGAUUUAUGGAUUCUUGGUUGUCUUUUGGGGGGCUGCUCUGGUUUUGAUUUUGUUGAAAUGGAUUAAGAUUGAACCUAUUCAACACUAUAGGAUCUGGGUUGAAAUCUGUAGUCAGAUCCUAAAUGGUCUUUUUACAAUCACGGGUAUUGGUUUACUACCAUCACGGUUAAUUGAUUGGUGGAACAUCUCAGUCAUCCUUCAUUACGCAAGAAUCAUAUGGCAAAGAAAAGGAAAACAUAAUUUAUCAGAUCCUAAUGAUAUUUUACCGAUAGAUAAAGAUUUAUCAGAAGCCGAGAAAGCCGUGAAACCACCUAGAUCACCUAAACAUAAACGAUUUAAAAAACAAAACAAUUGUGAGAAAUUAGAAGAUGAAAGAAGGAUCUUAGGAAUUCAAGAGUGCAGAAGAUUAGAAAUCGCUCAAACUAAAUUAUGUAAAUCUCAAACUUGGUAUAGACCUCAUUCUUCUGCUACUCAUUAUGCUUUUCCUAUUUGGGGUGCUUGUGGAAUCUUGAUUUGUAAUCUGGGGAAUAGUAUUUUUCAAGCUGCUUUAUGUGGUGUGAUGUGGGGAUUAAGGUAUAGUGAAAGACCAGCUUGGACAACUGCCACUUUUAUGGCACUUUCGUUUUCAUGUGGAAUCACAAGUGCGAUUUUAAUUUGGCAAAUUGGAAAACGUACACAGAAAUCGGAAGAAGUUAGAAGAAAAGUUGAAGAGUUUUUGAAAGAAAAGAAAGAAAUGGUUGGAGUUGUCGAAGAAGAAGAGGUAGAAGUGUAAGAAUUGAAGUCUAGAGAGUCAGGAUUAGAUUGGUUCGGAUUGGAUUGGAUUAUCACAUUGCAUAUAUUCAUGUUUAGACAGGUUGAUCAUUUUCUUUAGAGCAUCUUAUAUUUUUUUUGUUUGUAUUUGUAUGUAUUGACAUUUCUUUUAAAAAGCAUUAGCAUGUAGCAUGGUUUUUUUUCUUUUUUUUCUAUUUCUUGAAAGUUGAAUUAAUUUAGCAUUUUCUUUUAUCUUCUUUUAUCUCCCUUCUAUAUUUAAGUUUGAUUUAAUUACUUUGUUUUUUUUUCUUUAUGUAGAUACUUUUUUUUUUCUUUUUUUUUUCUUUUUUUGCAUGUUUUUUUCAAGAUAAUUUUAUUAGUGAAGAAGUUAAGAAAUAAGUUUGUCCUUUUUUGAAUUUAUGAAUAGUAGAUCUUUUAUCUUUGAUUGAGUUUAACUUUCAAU
Molecule: messenger RNA, 2502 nt
Organism: Melampsora larici-populina 98AG31
Lineage: Eukaryota; Fungi; Basidiomycota; Pucciniomycetes; Pucciniales; Melampsoraceae
Exons: 10
Coding region: 103-2061 (652 amino acids)
Source: RefSeq, a predicted model, not a curated record